UAUAUCUAGUGACAUUUAUCAUUAUCUAAGGCCAGCUGCCUGACUUCUCUUCAGUGCUCUGUUUAUGGGGUUUGAACAUCUAUAAAUGGAAACACUAGCUAACCAGAAAUUAUCGCCAGGGCUUUCUGAUAGUGUCCUGAGCUCUCACAACUUGGAAUGUCCUGCAAUAUCUAACAUGUAAGCACGUCAAAUCAUUUUCUAGACAGAAUCUGAAUCUCUUUUUCUGUUUCUCUCUCUCUCUCUCUCUCCCACUGUCUCUCUGUCUCUCUCAUUCUCUUGCAACAUGGAAUUUGAAAAGCAUGAAAAAGGAAGCUUAUUAAAUGAGAAUUUAGAGGAGAAACUGACGGUCUCUUCUGGUGAUUCUGAAGCCAAACCUCUGAUCUUCACUUUUGUCCCCACUGUCAGAAGACUACCAACCCACUCUAAGUUGGCUGACACCUCUAAAUUCCUUGUUAAAAUUCCUGAGGAACCAAGUGAUAAGAAUCCAGAAACUGUAAAUAGGUCUGAUUCCAAUGAGUACUUGACCUUGAAUGCUGGGAGCCAACGGGAGAGAGACCAAGGAACAUUGAUUUAUCCUUCAGAGGUCAGUGAAAAUAUUUCACAAGGAAGGGGACUCAAAGCAAACGAACUUCAAGGAAUGCAGCAAAGUGACCUCUUUAAAGCUGAAUAUGUCUUUGUUGUGGACUCGGAAGGGGAAGAUGAAUCUACCAGUGGAAAAGGUGAACAAGGCCCCCCUGGAGGGAUGGGCACCACAGCUUCUCGGCCCAAGUCUCUAGCAAUUUCCUCCACUCUGGCCUCUGAUGUGGUACGUCCCAAAACACGGGGGACAGACCUCCAGGCCCCAUCACAUCCUGAAAUGUCUCAUGGGAUUGCCCCUCCACAAAAGCAUGGGCAGUUAACUUCUCCCACUACCUCUGAGCAGCUUGCCUGUAAACCACCUGCUUUCUCCUUUGUUUCUCCAACUAAUCAGAAAACGCCACCUGACCCAGUUAACCUCGACGGAGCCUCUGUGCUAGAGGAAUUCCACACUAGGAGGCUGGAUGUCAGUGGGGCCUUGGUGGAAGAAACAGCUACGUAUUUUCAAACUUCUGCUCACUCUUCACCCUUUUUUGCAUCGAAGGGCACCUCCUCGACGUUACAGUUUCCCCAUUCCACUCAGUUAUCAGGUUCUAAUUUAUCCAGUCCGAGUGCAGCAGAUCAGAAACCUGGACUGGCAUCUGAAGUUCUGAAGAAGACAACAACUUUAAGUUCGCACGUCCUUAGCCCCAGAGAAAGCCCAGGAACCACUUCUCCUUCACCAUCCUCCAGUGCUUCUCUGAAGUCAAAUUCGGCCUCAUACAUACCAGUCCGUAUUGUCACGCAUUCACUCUCUCCAAGUCCAAAACCAUUUACCUCCUCUUUCCAUGGCUCUUCUUCCACUAUCAGUAGCCAAGUGUCAUCUAGUGGAAAUCUCUCAAAGUCAGGGGUGAAAUCCCCAGUGCCCUCCCGGCUUUCUCUUCUCACUGCCAUCCUCAAGUCAAAUCCUUCUCACCAAAGACCCUUUUCCCCUGCAUCCUGUCCCACUUUCUCUCUUAACUCUCUGGCUUCUUCCACACUCACUCUUGAUCAAAAAGCAAAACAAACCCCACCCACACCUAAGAAAUCUCUCUCUAGUUGCUCCCUGAGAGCAGGGUCUCCAGAACAGGGGGAACACCAGGUUUCCGAACUUAGGCAGCAAUCCUUCCACUUACCUUUUCUGGCCAAAUCUACUCCCCUUUCUCAGGCAUGCUCCCUUUCUCCCACAAAACAUGACAGUAGCAGCCUCAUUUCUUUGAAUGUAGGAAAAAUGUCACCCACUUCUUUGAAGAGCAACCCAACACUCUCCCUGCUACAGACUGAUACAUCCAGUUCUGCAAGACUUCCUCCUGUUCCACCAAGUGUUCCUCCUGUUUCUUUGAAGGGCAAACACGAUGUUGACCUCAGGGGCCCAGAAAAGCCCAGGAAUAUUCACAUACAUCCUACAUCAGCCUCCUCUGCAUUAUCUUCUCUGUCUCCUCCCACUAACCAAAGAGCCAUGCUCUCCUCUCCAGAGAAAUGUUUCCAUCCUUCCCCAGCUCUUUCAAACCUGAUAAACAGAUCCAAGAGAGCAGCCCCACAGCUAGGUGGCCAGGGGCAGAACCUUUCAACUCCUCUUUCAACCCCUGUCUCCAGUGCUAGCUCUGCCUCUCUUCCCAAACUGGGGUCCUCCCCUCUCCCUCGUGCUAAUCUGCCGACCCAGGCACUCCAGCUCAGUCCAACACUGUACCCAAAUUGUGGCAGUGGUACCUUGCCUUCAAGACUUGGAAAAUCUGAAAGCUCAGUAUCCAACCACAGGUCAUCUGUUUCAACCCGAUCACCUCCCAUCUCUCUAACAAGAACCAAGGAGCUGAUUUCACCUUAUGCAUUGUCCAUGUCAACAGGCCCUGAAAAUAAGAAACCCAAGCAAUACAAGACCAAGUCAAGCUACAAGGCUUUUGCAGCAAUCCCUACAAACACAUUGCUUUUGGAACAGAAGGCACUCGAUGAGCCAGCCAAGACUGAAAGUGUCUUCAAGGACAACACAUUAGACCCGCCUCUGGAGUUUUGUUUCCCUGCACAGCUCAGACAGCAAACUGAAGAGCUCUGUGCUACCAUUGAUAAGGUCUUACAGGAUUCCUUGUCUAUGAAUUCUUCUGAUUCUCCUUCAAGUUCCUCACAGACAUUGUUGGUUUCUGACACAAUGAAAAUGCCUACAACUCUUCCGAGAGCAGCUGGUCGAGAAACCAAAUAUGCAAACCUGUCCUCCCCAUCCUCUACAGUAUCCGAGAGUCAGCUGACUAAGCCUGGAGUGAUUCGCCCAGUACCUGUAAAAUCCAAAAUAUUACUGAAAAAAGAGGAGGAAAUUUAUGAACCCAACCCUUUCAGUAAAUACCUGGAAGAUGAUAGCGACUUCUUUUCUGAGCAGAUUUCAAGAAAAUCAAACAAAAGGAGAAAUUUUUGAAUAUCAGCCAGUCUGUAUGAAAAAUGCAUGCUGUUGGAUGGAGUCAUUCCUGAUCCUGGGCCUCAUUACAUACCUGCAAAACGUGGGCAUUGUACAAAAUACUUUCAACAGUGCCCUCUUACCCUGAAAUUCUGUGUCUAUGUCUUUAAAUAUUAUUAUAAUAUAAUAAAUAGUAUUAAAUAUUACUUAAAUAUUAUUAUAAUAUGAUAAAUAUUAUUAUUAAAUACUAUUUAAAUACUAUUGCAUGAUAUUUCUCAUCCUUAGGUGAUUUGAAAAAGGAAAAGAAAAAAAGAGCAAGUGUUACUUAGGUCAUACCUUUGGAGAGAUGGAAAGUCUUCUACUCUCCUGCUUAGGUCAAAAUCAUAACAAAUUGUUCUUAUUGCUUGGCAUGCAGUCCCUGCAGUGCUAUGGUUUCCUGAUGAAUGGUGUUGCAGCUUCUCUCCACACUCAUUCCUUUCUCUCUACUCAUAGCAUCCAACCUUUUAAUGUUUGUGCCAGGCUCUGCAAUAGAUAGGAGUGACUCUACUGGAAAAGGAGCAGAUAAUAUCCCUGCAGCAUGAAGCUUAGAUUCUAGGGAAUUCUACAUACUCUGAACUCUGACCUCAGCCUCUUUUUGCCACUCUUAACCUUCUCUGCAAUCCUCCAUACCUCCUCACUCAUAACUGUCCACUGCACACUCAGGCUGCACCUGCCGUGGGCUGCUCCUCUGGUCCUCUGAUCCAUUAAGGGACUGAUCUUGACUGCUAGUAACUGCAGUCCUUGACUCUUCUGCUUCCUGCAAAGGAAACUUUAUGAUAGAAUGCAAUGGAAAGAACAUGGAUUCUAUGUGAGCCUAGAAACUGUGAACUUCAAUUUCAUCCUAGAAAAAUGGGACUACAAGUUCCAUUUGUAAUGGUAUGCAUAUUCAUACCCAUUUAUGAUUCCAUGAAAUAGUCACUGCAAAAGGGCUCUGGACACUUUCAAGGGAGUGCACAUUUGAAAUAUUUAUUGUUAUUGUUUCCUUUAACAUCACUAUAAUUUUGGAAGAAGGGCACUGACUCCUUGCUAAAGGGUCACCAAAUAGGUUCUCCUUCUCCCCACUGUUAGGAGAAGUCACAGAAGUCUCUCUUCUAUGUUGCUUUUUGACUUCUUCAAUAUAAGUUGUUCCCCUCCACCAAAUACAUGUAGGCGGGCAACCUAAGACAAGAAUUAAACUAUGUGUGUAGAAAAACAUAAGACUCAGCAUUUUAACGCUCUAGUGCCCACUGCGAUUGAUUACAGAAUAUUUUCUUCCUUGUCCUUUGAACACGUCGCCAUCAAAUAUCUUCACGCUGAUCUAGUUCAUCUGCUCUGUGAAGCUUGCUGUUAGACAGUCACAGACUCUAAGCCCUAAAUAAUCCAAAGCCUAUCUUCAAAAUUAUAUUUUAAUCAUUUAAAAACUUUUUUUGGUGAAGGGGAUUUGAAAAAGCUAAGCAUAUGCUAUGUCUUUUCAUACUUCGCAAGUUUACAUUUUUUUGGUUCAAAUGAGGAUUUGAAAUAGAUAAGUGUGGCUUUAAGUACGUCUGUUUUUAAAAUGCAUAUGAAUUCUUCAGAAUUAGGACUGAUAAACAAGAAGUUAUACCAUAUGUUCAAAAUUAAGAGACCUAAUUUAUCUUGGCUUGAUCUUCGGGGAAUGUAGAUAAUUACAGUCUCUUCUUGGUAAUUUGGGGUUUCUGUGACAGUGUCUGUAAAAUGCUGAUACGCCUUUGGCUGAAGGAGUCACUGGUUACGAAAUACGUUGUAACUGUUCUUGACUUUAUGAAGGGGGAGGGUGUUGUUUCAAACCGAAACUGUAGCAGAAAUGCUAUAAUUCUGAUUUUUAAAUUGUUACAAGCUCCAGGCAGGAAAGGAAAACUGAAAACAAGGGCUGUAUUUAAAAAUAAGAGGUAGAAGGGAGAGAGGAUGUGGUUAAAGGCUCCAGCAAUGUCACCCAGUGGUGCUCUGAGUUUCCAGGGGCACAAAUAGCUGCAUGUGUGAAGUGGGGACAGAGGGAGCAGAGAGAAAGUAGAUUUUCACCCUUUACUUCGGAACCACAGAAAAGGGGGUAGCUUUCAAAUGCCAGGAUGGAACAAAAGAGUCUCAGAUGUGCAGGCUUUAAUGAAAAGAGCCCAUAGUGCCUUAAAAAUGCCCUUUGGUGUUGCAAUGAAAACAGCUUUUGAAGUUAAAUAGUUUGACUUGAUGGCUGAAUAGAAAGUAGGCUUUUUCUAGAGUGGCAAAUGCAGUCGAUAUGGCUAUAGCAUUCAUUUUUGGAUGUCUGUGUCAAUACUUAAUUCUUCAGUAUCUCCAGUUCUCUUAAUAGACACAGCAAAAUUAAUGUAUUCACUGCAUAUUGUCCGCUACAUUUUCCUCUAAUGAACCAAGGUAUUAUUUGCUUCAUAACUUCUUGUGAUCUUUAAGGUUUUUAGGAUAUGAUAUAAUCAACCAAAAUAAUUAAUCCUUUUCUAAAAACCAAGCUCCUAAGUAAAGCUUAUUUUACUCUGAAAAAAUUUGUGCUGAGUAUUUUUGUAUUGAAAAUGACAAUUCUCAAGUAAAUGAAAAACAGUUUACAGCAUUUUAUUAGAAAUAACUGUUAACAUAUCUCACUGAUAGAAACACGUAUGAGACAAUUUUAUGACUCCUGUCCUUCCCUCAAAAACUAAAACAUUAAAAGAUUCAUCCAUUGAAUGCUAAAGCAGGGUAGAUGAUGUUCAUUUUCAGGAAUCAUUUAGAAUAGUGAUCUCCAAAGUAGUAUCUACCAACCUCAAGAUAAUUCAUUGGGUGGAGGUGGGGUAUGAGUCAGACAUGGUAAAGAUUUUAUUGACUUUUUCCAUCUAAAACAGGGGUCACCAACUAUUACCUGUGGGCCAGAUCUGGUCUACCGCCUGUUCCUAUAAAUAAAAUUUUCUUGGCAUACAACUAUGUCUACUCAUUAUGUAUUACCCAAGGAUGCUUUCAUGCUACCAUGGUAAUUGUGACAGAAUAUAUGGUUCGUAAAACCUAUUACAUAUACUAAGUGGACCUUCACAGAAAGAGUUGGCCACUUCCUGACUUAGAAUUAUAGGAAAUAUUUUAAGCUUUGCUGAUUUAUAUGGGUUUACGAUGGUGUCCUUUGUAAGCCUGAGAGCCAGAUAGUCACAACGUAUGCAUUUUUAAAGUGAGAUUUCUGGGAAAGUGUCAGCUCUCCAGUUUGGUGCAUUGAACAGAGAGCCCUCACUUGGCUGUUGCUUAAGCCUUUUGUCCUUGAUGGAAGUUCAUGUGCCCAGUUGGACAUAUGAUUUAUCACAUUAACUAUUUUUAAGUAAAAUAAUCCUCAUAAAAUUAACAAGUGACUUUACUUUAAAAAACCUCCCACAAAAUAAUCUAAAUUGAAUAUACCACUAAUAUAGGAAUACAUAGCAAGACGUGGCAGAGAUGAUAUAAUAUCUAUAUGUAGUAUAAGCUUUGUUAAUAGCCAUAUUACUAAUUCAUUAUUAAUAAUAAUAUACCCAUUCCUACAUUUAUAGUUUUGUCUUGAGUUUUAACUAAUAAUUAUAUGAUGGCAUCAUAAGAUAGUUACAGAGUAGGCAUCAGGACAUGGAGAAGCUGUGUAAUUUCAGUACUGUUUAAAGACAUGAGGUAUUUAAUAUUACAGUGUUUAAAGUUUUAUGGAAGUCAGUGAUAAGCAUCUUUUUUGAGGAAUAUUCAUAAAGGAAAAAUUAAAAACCCAAUUUAAUUGGAAAUAUAUAUGUUCUUUCUGCUGCAUAAAAUACUGUAAAAUAAUACACAGAAAACUAUAGAAUGAUACACUGAAAUUCAUUCCUUUGAUACCAUUAGAAAUGCUUUGAAAAUGCUUCGAAAACAGCUCUGAAUAUUUAAAGCAGUAAGUAGUGAGCAAGUGACACUAUAUUGUAAUUUUAUGAUACAGUUAGAUCAAAGUAUAGAUUUAAAACUAGUCUCAUUAUAUAGCAUUUGUGUUCUAGAUAUAAAAUAAAAAGAAAGUGACACUUUGGGGACCUAAAAGAGAAAUAAGUCAGAGAAAAUUUACUCCCUAAAGUGAGUGACUUCUUUAUAAUAAAAUUACAGUUCUAUGGGAAAACUGUGAAUGUAUAAUCAGCAAUAGAGUAUAUGAAAACAUUGUAGGUAUGAAGUUGAAGUUACAUCAACAUCCACAGAUAGUUAUGAUGACAGGGAUGAUGUAGGUGUGCACAUGCGUGCACUAUGAGAGCCUGUUAUAUAUGUUACAUUAAUAUAUAGUUAAGAUUCUUAUAUAUAGUAAUAGAAACAUAGGGAUAAAGCUAUGUGUGUGUAUAUCUUUAUAAUAAUGAGAUGGAGAUUAUAUAUGUAAUAUAUAUUAAAUACAUAAUAUUGUAUAUUUAUAAUAAUGAGAUGGAGAAGGACCAAUAAAAUCUUUGGAGUCAUUCGGAGGUUCUAAAGUUAUCUUAUGACAAAGUAUUUUAAAAAGCAACAAACUUCAAGAUACAUUAUGACAAUUUGGCUUUCCUGGCCAUCUGUAUAGUGAAAGAUUUGUUUUUCAACAAAAUUUCGAUUAAAGAGGAAAUUCAAAAUAAAAUUUCUACCUGGGAAGAAAUGAGAAAAAAAGUAAUGAAACUAUUGUCUAUUAGAACUUAAGGAAUACAGUUAAAAUAGUCCUUGGAAGAAAACGUGCAACUCUAAACAUGGUUAAUGAAUUAAAAAGAGAAUAAAAAUAAAUCAAUAAGGUAUACAAUGUAUAGAAUUUAAGAACAAUAAAGUUUCCUAUGCAUAAGGAAAACAAGAAAAAUAAAUUUAUAAGAAUUGGCAAAAGAAAACUGGAAAUCAGAAAGGCCAUAGAAAUCAUAAACAUAAAAUGUUUUGGGAAAAUACCUAUAAAAUAGUAGCAGUAGAGUAACACAGAAAUUGUAAAAAUACUUUCAAAAUUCUGAAAGAAAUUAUUCUGCAACUUAGAAUCCUAUAUCCAGAAAAUUAAAUGUAAGGGCAGAACAAAAUUUUCAACAUGCAAAGGUCAAAACUUUUCUUCUAAUAUUCCAUUCCCCCCCCCACCCCC
Messenger RNA from Panthera uncia (snow leopard), 8018 nucleotides. It is a transcript of the gene MLIP, whose product is annotated as muscular LMNA interacting protein. NCBI's taxonomy places the organism in Eukaryota, Metazoa, Chordata, Mammalia, Carnivora, Felidae. Gene Ontology annotation, biological process: negative regulation of transcription by RNA polymerase II. The coding region runs from base 284 to 2998 and encodes 904 amino acids. The record is from RefSeq and is a predicted model, not a curated record. Gene Ontology annotation, molecular function: lamin binding; transcription corepressor activity. Gene Ontology annotation, cellular component: PML body; sarcolemma; nuclear envelope. The transcript has 12 exons.